Molecule: messenger RNA, 690 nt
Organism: Neltuma alba
Lineage: Eukaryota; Viridiplantae; Streptophyta; Magnoliopsida; Fabales; Fabaceae
Exons: 1
Coding region: 1-690 (229 amino acids)
Source: RefSeq, a predicted model, not a curated record
AUGAUCCAAGGUACGUUUACUGUGAAUGGUUAUCUUGUGGAUGCUUUGUUUGACUCGGGUACUAUCCACUCGUUCAUAUCAUAUGAUUGCACUAGGCUCUUAGGUCUUGCUGUCAACGCAUUGCCAUAUGAUUUGUAUGUUUCCUCUCCUACGGGAAUAAAAAUUUUAACUUCUGCUGUUUGUUUAAACAGUAUUGUCCAGUAUGCCCACUGUUAUACCACGUUAGACCUAAUAUGCAUGCCUUUUUGUGAUAUUGAUAUUGUCCUUGGUUUGAACUGGUUAUCCUCCCAAAAUAUUCUCCUUGACUGUAAAAGCAAAACACUGAUCCUUCCUACCCGGGAGUUAACCCCUACAGCAGAAGUGAAAUUGAACAUGAUUUUAGCAGCUCGAGCAGAUAAAUGGUUGAGACAGGGUUGCCAAGGUUAUAUGGUAUUCUUCUCAGUGAAAGCAGAGACGGAAGAAGGGAUUUUGAAUAUCCUGGUAGUCUGGGAAUUUCUUGAGGUAUUUUCGACGGAGAUUAGCAGAUUACCUCUUAAAAGGGAAAUUGAAUUUGCUAUUGACCUGGUGCCUGGAACAAACGCAAUUUCAAAGGCUCUGUAUUGGAUGGCUCUGAAUGAGAUGGUAGAACUAAAAAACCAACUAACGAAGCUAUUGGAGAAAGGGUUCAUACACCCCAGUGUUUGUCCGUAG